AUGCCCACCGAUGCAGUCACCACCGUCGCCAUUGCUGGCAUCACUGGCAGUCUCGGCAAGCUCAUCGCUGAAUACCUCCUGGCCAAGCCAAAUGUCCGCAUCCAUGGGCUCUGCCGAACGCCUACCAAGCUCCCCCAGUCACUCCGCGAUGAACCCCGUCUCACCGUCUAUGCCACAUCCUCUACCGACAUCGCCGCGCUCCGUGAUGCCCUACGUGGUUCCGACGUAGCCAUCUGUUGCUAUCUCGGUCCCAACUCCCUGAUGGUUGACGGCCAGAAACUACUCAUUGACGCCUGUAUCGCUGAGGGCGUCCCUAGAUACAUUGCCGGUGACUGGUCGAUGGAUUUCCGGAAGCUGGAACUUGGCCAACACCCUCCGAAGGAUCCGAUGAAGCUUGUGCAAGCAUACCUAGAGGAUAAGGAAGCCGCUGGACUGUUGAAAGCCGUCCACGUGUUGAACGCAUGCUUCUUAGAACGACCGUGGGUGGGAAUUUGGGAUCCCAAGCGUAACCUGUUCAAGUACUGGGGCACGGGAGAUGAGCGAUGGGAGUUCACAACAUAUCGGAACGCAGCCCAGUUCACCGCAGAGGUGGCGGUAGACAAUAAUGCAGUUGGAUGGUUCUCAUUCCGUGGCGAUCACGUCAAUAUCAAAGAGAUCGCUGCAGAAUUCCAGACCGUCUAUGGCGAAGAGCCGGGACUGGAACGACUGGGAAGCUUGGAAGAUCUGUUCAAGCUUAUGCAUCAGAAACGGGACCAGAAUCCAGACAAUGCCCCAGCCUGGUUGGGUCUGUUCUACACGUACUAUUCCAUCAACGGCCAAACAACUUUGCCGUUACCUUUGGACAAUGACCGCUACCCUGCUGUCAAGUUAGUCACUGUCAGAGAUUUCUUUGCUAAGACGCCCAAGGAACGACUUGGAAAGUUCGGGGUCUUUCAAUCGUAA
Messenger RNA from Ilyonectria robusta, 942 nucleotides. RefSeq names its product NmrA-like family protein. The transcript is spliced from 2 exons. The coding region runs from base 1 to 942 and encodes 313 amino acids. NCBI's taxonomy places the organism in Eukaryota, Fungi, Ascomycota, Sordariomycetes, Hypocreales, Nectriaceae. The record is from RefSeq and is a predicted model, not a curated record.